This is a messenger RNA of Eimeria maxima, 894 nucleotides long. Its product is annotated as Ras family domain-containing protein, putative. Bases 1 to 894 code for a protein of 297 amino acids. Gene Ontology annotation, molecular function: GTP binding; GTPase activity. The transcript has a single exon. NCBI's taxonomy places the organism in Eukaryota, Apicomplexa, Conoidasida, Eucoccidiorida, Eimeriidae. The record is from RefSeq and is a predicted model, not a curated record.
AUGAUGCCAUCUUGGCCACAGAAUAUAACAUCAUCAUCAUCUUCUUCUUCUUCUUCUCCUGUUCCUCCCUCUCGUACAAAUACAGGUAGUAGUAUACAACAGCAGCGUUUAUCUGGUGUAGUUGGUGGUAUACAAGGAGGAACAUCAUCAACCCCUAGCAGCAGCAGCAGCACAGCAGCAACAACAACAACAGCAACAUCAUCAUCAUCAUCAUCAUCAUCAUCAGCAGCAGCAGCAGCAAAGACAGGAGGAAUAAAAGGACCAAGCUAUAAGACAGUAUUAUUAGGAGAUGCAUCUGUAGGUAAAUCAAGUUUAGUAUUACGUUUUGUUAAGAAUACAUUCUCUAAUACAAUGGAGACAACAAUAGGUGCAGCAUUUUUUGCUAAGACAGUAGAUAUAGAUGGAGAAGGAGUAAAGUUUGAGGUAUGGGAUACAGCAGGACAAGAAAGAUUUUCUUCAUUAGCUCCUAUGUAUUAUAGAGGUGCAGCAGCAGCUAUAAUUGUAUAUGACCAGACCAAUGGUCCAUCAUACGAACGGGCUAAGAUGUGGGUACAACAAUUACAAUUAAGUUAUAAUCCUAAUAUAAUAAUAGCAUUAGCAGCAAAUAAGGCAGAUAUAAAUAAUAAACAAAUAGAUGUACAUACAGCUAAAUUAUAUGCAGAAGAGAAUCAGCUUAUUUUCUUAGAGACUUCAGCAAGAACAGGAUUAAAUGUUCAACUUUUAUUCCAAUUAAUUGCAAGAAGAUUAAAAAAUCAACAAUUAAAUCUCCAGCACCAGCAGCAGCAGCAACAACAUUAUUCAGGUGUACAGACACUUAAACUUACUAAUGAUUCUUUUAAUCAACAUAAUAAUAAUUCACUUUCUUCUAGGUUUGGAUGUUGUGCUUCUUCUUAA